This is a messenger RNA of Cephus cinctus (wheat stem sawfly), 2317 nucleotides long. RefSeq lists its product as uncharacterized. Lineage: Eukaryota; Metazoa; Arthropoda; Insecta; Hymenoptera; Cephidae. The record is from RefSeq and is a predicted model, not a curated record. The coding region runs from base 183 to 1826 and encodes 547 amino acids. The transcript has 2 exons.
AAUGUACACGGUAUAAAAGAGAAAUUCAAGGACGGCCAAUCUAUCAUUCGCUAGCUGAUCUUUGCGUUGAACGAGACUAUAAGAAUUUUUUGAAAGAACAUAAAGGACACCGAUACAAGAUUUUGAAGUUACAUCUCUGCGACCUGUGCUUUAGCAUAUUUCAUAAACGGUGUUGAGUGAACAUGGAGCUAUUGUUGUUCCUGCUCCUGUCGCCAGCCAUAUUUGCUCAAACGUAUCGGGGGAACGCGGAUCCGAAUGAUGAACCCUUCAUGCCGAUAUACCCAGUGUAUCCAUACAAUCCAAAGUUGAUGAAACGUGGAAUUGAAAGGGAAUAUCCGCCUUACUUAAGACCGGAACUUUAUGUACCGGAUGCCGACGCAAGAGACUCUUACACAGCCAGUUUUAGUAAUAAUCAUCAAAGAGAUCCUUAUUAUCCGAGUUAUGAUCCUUAUCCAAAAAAUCCUUCGCCUGAAAUAUAUUCUUCUUUCUAUAAUCCAAGUUCCUAUCCUCCUUCACCUAGUCAAGGACCUUACAGCAUGUAUGGACCAUUUUCAACGCCUUUUCCAAUGAGUCCUUACAAUUCCCCACCGUAUUCGCCUAAUUCUUAUGGUAACUAUUAUCCUCAAACACCAUAUCCCUAUCCCAAUUAUUUCAAUUCCCCUCCACCGCCUGCUUACUCAAGACCAGAUAUGUCAGGUCCUCGUGAAACGGAAGGUUCGGAAUCAGAAUCUAGUAAAAAACAUGAAGAAGAAAAGAGUGAGGGAAAAAAUAAGAAAAUCGAGAACGAAGGAUCAUCAAAUACUAUUAAAAAUUCAUCCGAUAAUCAGACAGAAGUUUCUAACGCAAUUUCUUCAAGUUCCAAGGAGCAGGUCAAUAUUGCUAAUUUGGAUAGGAUACCAACCUUAUAUAAUCAAAUGGACAGCUUAUCGGAUUUACAUCUCAGAAGUCUACAAUUACCAAAGACAACGUAUCGUGUGAUCAGUGUGGCAGGACAACCAGUGAGUCCUGAUUAUCCUUUACCAAGUGCAUACGCGAAGGUUCAGCAAUUGGAGCAAGCUAUGGCAAAACUUUUGGCACAGAAUUUGGGACAUCUACCAAGUAGCCUAUUCGAAUCUAAUCAAAAUAAUAUACUGAAAUCAAAUGAGGCACAUUUCAUAAAUCAAAAUUCUCCUAUGAAAUCUCUGAAAGAUCCUUCAUACCUCGGACAAUUUAGUGGAAUCGGUAAAACCGGUCUGAUGUACACGGUACCACAAAACUCUCUAGGGAACAUUCAUGAUAACAAGCAAAAUCACUUUUUCAACCAAAAUUCUGUAAUGAAGAACACAGAUAAUGCACCAUAUUACAUAAAUUCAAACUCUUUAUGGAAAACGGGAAAUCCUGGUCUCAGCUCAAGCAGUCCUACGAUUCUUACCAAAAGCGAAGAAUACCGAAAUGGCCAGUAUCAUCAGAAACCGGUAACACGAGUAACAUUUGAGGAAUCCCAAAGCUUGUAUGUGCCACCUGCAAAACUAGCCAAAGGUCAAGCGACAACUCAGUCUACCGAAUAUGGCGGCUAUGAGUCUCCGCCGACUCACCUGACCCAGAAAUACGAGGGUCCGUUGAUCGCAGCUGGGAAUCAGAAACCCGAUCAGAACUAUGGUUACGAUCAAGGUCACUCAGCGGUAUCUUACCAAAAUCAAAAUUUGAUAACAGUUCGAACUCCAAAUUCUCACAGUUAUCAGUAUACUAAUUAUCAUCCAUUACCUUCGACGUCGCAACACACGCAGGAAUAUAAGACGAGUCUGGACGACGUGAAUUUUGGUACAAAGCAAAAUGGCAAGGGAUAAGUAUAUCAUGUAUAAAAAAAGUUUUUUAUAACAUAAGAAUAGAUGCUGGGGUACAAGCGUUUGAAUGAGUUCGUUUUCAGUCUACCGACUGUACCCGAUUAUAACCUCUUUAGUCUUCAUAGUAAUAUUUAACGCACAGUAUGCGCAGUAACGAGAACUUUUGUCAAAGUAAAAUUGAAAUCAUUACGUUGAAUGAUAUUGAAAAGACGUAACCAAAUGGUAUAAAAAUUUCACUUUUAAUAUGAUGUCAAGUGCAGGCAGUACUUACUGUAAGAUUAAUGACUAAUAUUUUAGUAUGCCUAUAUGGUUCGGAUAAAAGCAUGGAUUCUGAAGUUGUCGCAUUAUAACGAUUGAUCGUAGGUUUGAAACUUUUAAGACGCUAGGAGCUCAAAAAUGUAAUUCGAAUAAGAAUUGUAAAAGGUUAAGACUAAAAGAACUCUGUUUAAGUUUAUCUUCACACGUUUAUGUGUGCUUUGUACGUACAUUAUAGU